CCAGAACACAAACUUAUAGAACCACCAACCAGCUGGCAGGAUGAGGACAGUUUCUGGCUCUCAUGGACCAAGACCCUCUCUCAGUGUUUAAGGACUCUCAAUUGCAAACUGAGAUCAUCUAAAGCACAAAAAGUGGAGAGUAGGAUAGCAUCAAAAAAGGCAGAGCUUGCAGGUACCACUGAUGGGGCUCUGGAUGUGUUACCUUUGCUCUAAUGUUCUUGGUUUAUUGAUACUGCUUCAGUUUUUGACCCUUAGCUGGAGUCCUUUCUUAGAAGCAACAGUUUUUCCUUCUUCUGUGCCCCAUGUCAAACCCAGCUACAGUUUUGGACGGACUUUCCUGGGACUCGAUAAAUGUAAUGCCUGCAUCGGAACAUCGAUUUGCAAGAAAUUCUUUAAAGAAGAAAUAAGGUUUGACAACUGGCUCGCUUCUCAUUUAAAACUGCCUCCCGACUACUUUCCCAGUUACUCCGGGAACUACACAGACGAUGCCAAAAGCUGGAGGCUGGUUGAGAUCUCCAGGUUAACCACCAAAUACCAGCAUGACCAAGCUGACAAGAGAAUCUGUGUUUCCCUUUCCAAGACAAAGAGCUGCAGCAUCGAGCAUGUCUUGAGGAAGACAGAGAGAUUCCAAAAGUGGCUGAAAGCAAAGCGCCUCACACCAGACCUCGUGCAGGGGCUACCUAGUCCAAUGCUGCGCUGUCCCUCCCAGCGGCUCUUAGACAGAAUAGUACGCCGCUAUGCUGAGGUGCCAGAUGCUGGCAGUAUCUACAUGGGUCACCUCACAGACCGGGACAAACUACGCCUCCUCUACACGCUGUCAGUGAAUGCACAUCCCAUCCUGUUACAGAUUUUCCCAGAAGCGGAGGGAUGGCCAUUUCCAAAGUAUUUGGGGUCCUGUGGCCGACUCAUUGUCACUGCCAGCACCAGGCCUUUAAAGGAGUUCUACAGCUCUCCUCCUGAGGUGGCAGCAGAUCUGGCUCUCCAGCUCCUCUCUAUUGUCAAUUCCAUGAGGAAUAAUGACAUGAACUAUUUCUUUUAUUUCGUCCAUGUUGAUGCUGGCACAUUUGGCAUUUUUAACAAUGGGCUUCUGUUCAUCCGGGAUGCCAGCACACUGGGAAUCAUUGACAAGCAGGAAGGUCUCCAGAUGACUGAUGGGCAACAGGAAUAUAAAGACAUAUUUAGCUGUUUGGCUUCGGACUGCCAAUCUGCAUUUCCCAACUGUAAUUCAGUCAGAGAGAAGCAGAGCCUCGUCAUGGUGUGUCAAGAGCUUCUGCCUAAGCUCCUAAAGGGAAAAUUCCUCCAACCUGUUCAGGAGAAAAUAGACAGGUUCCUAAGGCUCUGUGCAGACAGCUUCAGAGCAGACCAGGAAGUCAGUGAUGCCGCUGGAAAGUUGAUAGAGCUCUUGAAAUCUUUGCAAUCUUGCGAUUCCCAUUUUGCCUACCGCUACCCUGACUGCAAAUACAGUGACAAAUACUAACAGCUGAGAGAAACUUUUUCCGGAAAGACUGGAGUGCUGUGUACACAGCUCAGCUCUCACAGAAAGCGAAGAGGUUUCAGGAUGGAGAUGAAAGGAGGAUUCAUAGAAGCCCUGGCUUUCUAGCAGGUUAACAGAGAGAGGCAGCAUAACACACCCAGUAUUUCCAUCUGACUCAAACACACUUAUCACAUUGGUAUUGGUAUUGGUAUGAUGUGAAGUCUUCACUUAAGUGUUAUCACAUUUCGUGAAUGACCUGAGUUAAGAGAUGAAUAAAACUUAUUAAUGCAUUUUGGUCUUAGAGGAAUUUUCCAUGGUAACCAUAAAGAAAAAUUAAAUACUAAGCCAUCUUGGUCACUACUAGGUGGAGUAGCAUACUGGCAGAUAAACAGAUCCUGCUGAUAGAGACUAUACAAAUAAUAUGAGAUGAAUGGAAACAUUUAAGACUGUCCUUGUGGGGCUAUAUUAAUGCCAUAAAAAUUAUCUUCUCUGAAUUGAACUAUCUGAUUGGUUUGCUACCAUUAUGUUACUAUUAUGAUUGCCAAUUAAUUUGAUGUUAUCUGGGAUGGAAAGAGGAAAUAGAUAGCAUUAAAGAGCUGAAAGCUCCCAUU
This is a messenger RNA of Dermochelys coriacea (leatherback sea turtle), 2085 nucleotides long. RefSeq names its product divergent protein kinase domain 2B (gene DIPK2B). Bases 182 to 1477 code for a protein of 431 amino acids. Lineage: Eukaryota; Metazoa; Chordata; Testudines; Dermochelyidae. The record is from RefSeq and is a predicted model, not a curated record. The transcript has 5 exons.